GAUAUGUUUGCAUAAUCGAUGCAAACAUGGCUGCUUCCUUAGCUAAAACGUGUAUAGAGUUUCAGUGAUUAUUUCUUUCUUUGAAAACAUUGUCAUAAUGAUCAAAGUCACAUUUUCUAGAUUUACUAUGCAGUAUGUGUGGUAUUUCGAUACAAUACCAUUUUUACUAAAACAACCUUUCUGCAAAAUUGUCAGAAGUGGCAAUGCAAGAAACCAUAUCCUGUACAAUUUGUUUCUUAUACACACACAAUGUCAGUGUUAUCAUACAACACCGCAAUAUUUUAAAACAAAAAAGCCAAAGCUGAACGUUUUUAAACAACUGAAACCAAAGAAAAAACUGCCAGUUGUGGAUAUAUGGAAUAGAAUGACAGUGUCAGAAUUGGCAAUAUCUGCAGGAAGAGAUAUAAAUGAUGUCCUAGAUGCAUUUUGUCUAUCUGAUCCACUUCAACGUUAUAACCAAAAUACUAUUAUAGAGGAUCCGAAUAUAUUACACGACGUUGUACGAAAACUUGGGGCAAAGUUUAGAGUGGUUUCUCUACCUGAUAGCAAAGUGGAAAAUAAUACAAAAGAUGAUGUCGUUAAACAGCCUCCACCAGACAAAUCGAUACUGGUGAAACGACGUCCAGUGGUAACAAUUAUGGGUCAUGUUGAUCAUGGCAAAACCACUUUAUUAGAUACAUUACGUAACACAUCAGUCGUGGAAAUGGAAUUUGGUGGUAUCACUCAACAUAUUGGAGCUUUCAAUGUAACAUUGAAAACGGGAGAAACAAUUACAUUUUUGGAUACUCCUGGACAUGCUGCUUUUAAUAUUAUGCGAUCGAGAGGCGCACAGAUAACCGACAUUAUAGUAUUAGUAGUGGCAGCGGAUGACGGCGUAAUGGAACAAACUAUAGAAAGUAUACAUAUGGCAAAGGCCGCGAAUGUCCCCAUUAUUGUGGCUAUUAAUAAAAUCGAUAAGCCGGAAGCUGACAUUAUGAGAACGCAAAAUAUGCUUGCGCAACAAGGGAUUCAAGUGGAAGCACUGGGCGGGGAGAUUCAAAGCGUUAAUAUAUCAGCUUUGCAUGGAACCAAUCUAGAUACUUUAAUAGAAUCUAUAGCCUUACAAGCUGAGCUUAUGGGACUAAAAGGUGAUCCAAUGGGCUUGGUCGAAGCUGUCGUAAUCGAAUGUUUAACCGAUCGUCGUCGCGGCAAAUUAGCAACAGCUUUAAUUCAACGUGGCACUCUAAGGAAGGGCGCGUUUCUUGUAAGCGGACUAACAUGGGCUAAAGUAAGAGCUAUGUUCGAUCAUUCCGGUAAUCCAGUCAUGGAAGCCAAAUUAUCCGAUGCAGUACAAAUUAUCGGAUGGAAAGAUUUACCUACUGCCGGAGAUGAGAUUUUGGAGGUUGAGAAUGAGAAAAAAGUACGCAUGGUAAUGCGAUACAGGGAAGCAAAAAAAGCUGCACAGCUCGCAGAAGAGCAUAGAAUUGCCGCAGAUAAAAAACAUGAAGAAUAUCUGAAAGAAUAUAAGGAACAUUUGGCAAAGAGAAGAGCACUUGGCAGAUAUACAAAAAUAUCAUUGCCUAUUAAAAAUGAGAAACCUGAUGGAAUUCCCAAGCUUAAUAUUGUCGUAAAAGGUGAUGUCGCUGGCUCUGUAGAAGCUAUAUUGGACGUUUUUAAUACAUAUGGAAGUGAUGAUAAAUGUCACUUAAACGUCAUUCAUUACGGUGUCGGACCUGUUACAGAGACAGAUUUAGAAAUGGCAGAUGCGUUUGAUGCCAUUAUAUAUCCUUUCAAUGUUGGUAUAACGAAAGAAUUGCAGCAGGAAGCUAAUAAAAAAAAGAUAUUGAUCCGUCCACAUAAUGUGAUCUAUAAACUUGUGGACGAUGUUAAAAAGGAGAUAAAUAGUAGACUUCCGUCGCUUGACGCUGAAGAAGUGAUAGGCGAAGCCAAUGUACUACAAGAAUUUGUGAUCACAGAUAAGAAGAAGAAAGUAAAAGUUGCAGGUUGCCGGUGCGUCAAAGGCAAUCUGAAGAAAAAUGCAUUAUAUCGUUUGAUGCGCCAACAGGAAGUUCUUUAUACUGGGAAAUUGGUAUCAAUGAGGCAUAUGAAAAACGAAACAGAUACGAUCAAGACUGAUGUAGAAUGCGGCUUGAGAUUCGAAGAUCCUACAUUGUCUUUUAAACCUGGAGACGUUUUAAUUUGUUAUCAAAUGUAUAAAAAACCACAAGAAACUGACUGGGAUCCUGGAUUCUGAAUGAUUUAAAAAAUGUUAAGAUCACCCUAAUAAAAUGUUUGGGAUCACAUCAAGUAUUAUAUUAAGACGCAUAAGUCUCGCGAAAUCGUCGUUGAAGAUGCUGGUACGCCGUAAGGACGCUACGCUUCUUCUUCUGGAGGCGGCAAGGAGUUGUUUCCUGGUUAGCUAUGGUAAUUUUUGUGUCUAACGGCUCGAUGGGAAUAUUGUCAUCUGGAUGCAC
This is a messenger RNA of Pogonomyrmex barbatus (red harvester ant), 2453 nucleotides long. RefSeq names its product mitochondrial translation initiation factor 2 (gene mIF2). Gene Ontology annotation, cellular component: cytoplasm. Gene Ontology annotation, biological process: translational initiation. The record is from RefSeq and is a predicted model, not a curated record. Gene Ontology annotation, molecular function: GTP binding; translation initiation factor activity; GTPase activity. NCBI's taxonomy places the organism in Eukaryota, Metazoa, Arthropoda, Insecta, Hymenoptera, Formicidae.